Molecule: messenger RNA, 1549 nt
Organism: Juglans regia (Persian walnut)
Lineage: Eukaryota; Viridiplantae; Streptophyta; Magnoliopsida; Fagales; Juglandaceae
Product: putative disease resistance RPP13-like protein 1
Exons: 1
Coding region: 77-1525 (482 amino acids)
Biological process (GO): defense response to other organism
Molecular function (GO): ADP binding
Source: RefSeq, a predicted model, not a curated record
ACAACAAAGGCCUAAAACAGUGUUUCUUUAUUUGCAUACUUUCUCCUUAAUUCUAUUCCUUUCUCGAACGAAAACAAUGGUAGAGCUCUUUCUUUCUGCAUUCCUUGAAGAGUUGUUUGACCAACUGGCGUCUCCUGAGUUGUUGAAAUUUGCUCGCAGAGAGGGACUCCGCAAACAGCUGGACAAGUGGGGCGAAACCAUGGAAAGAAUUCGAGAGGUGCUUGAUGAUGCAGAGGAGAAGCAACAGACUAAAAAGACAGUGAAAGCUUGGCUUGAUGAUCUUAGAGACUUGGCCUACGACGUGGAAGAUAUACUGGAUGAGUUCGCCACAGAAGCUUUUCAAUGCAAGUUGAUGGCCGGUGAAAGUCAGGCUAGUGCUAGUAUGGUAGGAAAUCUCGUCCCUGCUUGUUGUACUUGUUUAACUCCAAGUGUUGUUAAGAUCAAGUUUAGGCUGGGGUCAAAGAUAGAGAAAAUAAAUACAAGAUUUAAUGAUCUCGUGACUCAAAAAGAUCAACUUAAUUUGAAGGAAAAUGUUGGUCCGAGGCCAAACAAAAGAAGAGAGAGACCUCCCUCAACUUCCGUGGUGACCGAAGGUCACAUACAUGGUAGGGAGGAAGUCAUAGGGGCUGUACUUCGAUUAUUGUUCUGUGAAAAACAUAGUGAUGCUUUGAAUAAAGUACCCAAUGUGAUUCCUAUAGUUGGUAUGGGGGGUAUCGGAAAGACAACAUUGGCCCAGCUGGUAUACAAUGAUAAAAAAGUGGAGAGCUUUUUCGAUCUGAAAGCAUGGGCUUGUGUUUCAGAAGAUUUUGAUGUUGUUGCAAUUACAAAAACAAUUUUACAAUCUUUGACCUCGGAAAAUUGUGACGGCAAAGAUCUAAAUUGGUUGCAAGUCAGAUUGAAGGAGAAACUACUUGGAAAAAGGUUUCUAGUAAUUCUUGAUGAUGUUUGGAACAAAAACUACAAUGAUUGGACUCUUUUGCGUGCUCCUUUUGAAGCAGGGGCUCAAGGAAGUAGUAUUAUCGUCACAACUCGUAAUCAGGGAGUCUCAUCACUAAUGCGAAACAAGGAAGUUGAGCCUUUUCAAUUGGAAUUGUUAUCAAAUGAUGCUUGCUUGUCCAUAUUUUCCCAACAUGCAUUGGAUGCAAGAGACUUCAGUGCGUAUCCAGAUCUUAAAGAUAUUGGUGAGGAACUCGUUAGAAGGUGUAAAGGCUUGCCUUUAGCAGUGAAAACUAUUGCAGGAGUCUUACGCAGUAAACAAGAAGACCGCAGUGAGUGGGAAAAAGUUUUGAAUAGUAAGAUAUGGGAUAUACCUGAGGAGAGAAGUGGAAUUGCUCCUGCGCUUAUGUUAAGCUAUCACAAUCUCCCUUCACAUUUAAAGAGGUGCUUUGCUUAUUGUUCUAUACUCUCGAAAGAUUAUGAAUUUGAGGAGAAGCAAGUGGUUCUUUUAGCAGUACUUUUAGCAGUUUCUUUGGCAUUUUUUUGGGAGGGUACAAAGUAUUUACAGGUGAAAACAUUGAGGAAUUGAAAAGAUAUCAUGGUUGUUUCCUGA